Messenger RNA from Nicotiana tabacum (common tobacco), 1405 nucleotides. NCBI's taxonomy places the organism in Eukaryota, Viridiplantae, Streptophyta, Magnoliopsida, Solanales, Solanaceae. The record is from RefSeq and is a predicted model, not a curated record.
AUGGUGGCAAAGGGUGGAGGACAGCAACUUCAGCGACAGUGGUGGCGGCGGACAACGGCUCCGACGACAGGUUUAGCAGCGGCUCCGUGGAAGAACUUGGGCGUUGUUGGCAAGUUGCCCCAACUUGAGGCCCUUCAACUAUUUGACGCCGGCAUUGGCAAGGAGUGGGAAGUAGUUGAGGAAGGAUUUCCUCAGUUAAAAUUUUUGCAACUGAAAUUUUUGGAAAUUCGAUUCAAUAUGACAUUGAAGAAAACUACGGAGGUUCUAUUGAGAUCAGUAUCAGUUAGACAUGUACAGAGUAACAUCUACUUUGGCAACAGUGCUCAAACUCAUAUACUUAUAGAGAAAUGCAAUGGAUUCAAAGUGGAUAGUGUAAUGAUUGAAUCUCCAGGAAAUAGUCCAAAUACUGAUGGAAUUCACAUUCAGUCUUCUCAAUAUGUGGCCAUUACCAAUUCUAAAAUCAGCACUGGGGAUGAUUGCAUUUCAAUUGGAGAUUAUUCUUCUAAUGUCCAAAGAUACAACAUUCAAUGUGGACCAGGUCAUGGUAUAAGGUUGUCUUCUCAUCGGUGUUUUGCGUUUCUGCAACCCACUGGUCUGACUAAUCCAGAUAUCUACAGGUUUUUAUCUUCUAAAUCUGUAGGGAAAGGUGGUAAUUUUGCUCAAGUAGAGAACAUUCAUGUGAGCAAUGCUUUCUUCUAUGGAACUACAAAUGGAGCUCGCAUCAAGACAUGGCAGGUUGGCAGAGGAUAUGUACGAGAUGUCAUAUUUGAGAAUCUUGAAUUUAACUCAGUCAAGAAUCCCAUUAUAAUUGACCAGAAUUAUUGUGAUGUUCGAGGAGCUUGUAAGGAAAUGGUAAUUGGAGUGCAAAUCAGCAAUGUUAUUUACCAGAAUAUAUUUGGAACACCGAGCACAGCUAUCGCCAUAAAGCUGAACCGCAGUAUGUCAGUGCCAUGUAUUGAUAUAACAAUGCAACUAAUACAACUAACAUCAGCGACAGCAGGAACAGCGACACCACUGCUUACUGUAGGAAUGUUGAUGGCCAAGAAUAUAGUAUUGAACCUGGUCCUUGUAUCUCAGAAUAUUGAGAUUUUUACUCUUUCUCAACACCUACAUGAUAGUGCUAACACCAACAGGCAACAAUUCUUUGUUGUGUGCAUAACCAGAAAAGGAAAGGAAAAGACCAACAAAAUGAAACAAACUUGUCAGUGUUGUAGCACAGUAUUGUUGUACAUUCAAAUUUUUGUUUUGGCCUUGAUUUAAGGUUUAAGUUAUGUACUGCUAAUUUUCUAUGUAGUACCAUAGUUGAUGUUGGAUGGGUAACCUCGAAUUUGCAUGGCGAUGACACUGUCCAACAAAAAAGUAUUCAAAUUUUGGCCGGCAUAGUCUGUUGCGGAAGCCAAAUAUA